AUGGCUCAAAAUAGUACCCUCAAACAGGCUGAUUACAACGCUAUUAUUAUUCUCCGGAAAGUCCAGAAUCCGGAAUCCGGAAUCCGGAAUCCAGAAACCGGAAUCCAGAAUCCAGAAUCGGGAAUCCAGAAUCCAGAACACGGGAUACGGAAUAUGGAAUACGGAAUACGGAGUACGGAACCCAGAAUCCAGAAUCCGGAAUCCGGAAUCCGGAACCCAGAAUCCAGAAUCCAGAAUCCAGAAGCCAGAAUCCAGAAUCGGGAAUCCAGUAUCCAGAAUACGGAAUGCGGAAUACGGAAUACGGAAUCCAGUAACCGGAAUAUGGAAUCCGGAAUCCGGAAUCCGAAAGCAGGAUAUCUCUGCUUCUCACUACUAUACCACAUUUCGUUGUGUCACACUUUCACCUAUUCGCAUAAAAAUCAUCUUCGACCCUUUUGA
Caenorhabditis briggsae is the source of this 438-nucleotide messenger RNA. The transcript has 2 exons. The record is from RefSeq and is a predicted model, not a curated record. Lineage: Eukaryota; Metazoa; Nematoda; Chromadorea; Rhabditida; Rhabditidae. Bases 1 to 438 code for a protein of 145 amino acids.